Danaus plexippus (monarch butterfly) is the source of this 16866-nucleotide messenger RNA. RefSeq names its product histone-lysine N-methyltransferase 2C-like. The coding region runs from base 150 to 15308 and encodes 5052 amino acids. Gene Ontology annotation, biological process: positive regulation of transcription by RNA polymerase II. The record is from RefSeq and is a predicted model, not a curated record. Gene Ontology annotation, molecular function: histone H3K4 methyltransferase activity; histone binding; transcription coactivator activity. Lineage: Eukaryota; Metazoa; Arthropoda; Insecta; Lepidoptera; Nymphalidae. Gene Ontology annotation, cellular component: nucleus; MLL3/4 complex. The transcript has 51 exons.
CUGUUCGUUCGCAAUUGUAGCGAAUGCUGUAUUUCUUCUUUACUAAUUUAUUUGUAUUUGCAUGUAAUAAACCAAAAAUGUGUUUAUUUAUGUAUUUUAUAUUAUUGUCAUAAGUUUAAAUAUACUCAAGUCCAUCGCAACGUAUUGCGAUGGACGGACAAGACGAAGGGGUGUUAGAUGUGGAUUUAUUAGCUGACGAUGGCUCUGAUGAAGAAUGCGAAGCUCAGCCGUCUUCAGACUUUUAUGCAGGACCCGCGUCUACACCGACGUCAUGCGCGUCAUCUCCGCGGGGCGAGGAGCCUGCUUCUCCUCUCGCCGUGGUGUCGCAACCAACAUUCUUCCACCACCAAACUUAUACUCGCCCGUUUUUCACAUCGGGAAGACGUGGACCAGGACGGCCGCGAAAAGAGGGCGCGAAAUUAGCCCGAGAAGGAAAGAUUGUCAGAAGAAAUAGAGGCAGUGCUGGAUCGGUAAGAGGAGCUAAAAGGCAUCGCACUAGUCGUGAUGAGGCUCUUGAUGAUAUGAUGGAUGAAGAUGAUUUCACUAUGCCUGCACCCGAAGAACCCCCCUAUGCACCUGAAAAAUGGCCAGGGAAAUUGUGUGCCUUAUGCAACUUAAGUGAGCGUAGUCAACUUGGUCAAGGAGAAAUGAGGCAAAUAGUUUGUAAUAUAGAAAGUGAAGGUGGUACCACACCAGGGGUCUCCAACUCUGGUGGAGCAACACCAACCAGUAUAACAACGCCUAGUACACCAACAUUUCCUUUACCGCCUGGUCUUACUUCGCCUUCACCUGAAAUGUUAGAUUCAAAUCAACCACAACAAUCUCUGCCUUUGAGUAGACGUCAAAAAGCAUUUAUGAAGUGCAAAACUCCCCUUUACAACAUGGAACAUACAGAUGAGUUAUCCAUUAUUGGUUGGACUGAAUCAUUAGAGCUUCCUGCAGUAGUGUCAUCGGGAAUGUUUUAUGUACACCGGUGCUGUCUUGAAUUCAGUCCUCCUUAUCAAGAUCAAGUGGCGAUAGCAUGUAAUAAUGAUGAUGACAAAGAACAGCUGGAGGAAGCGAGGAUAAGAGGAAUUGUGAUUGCUGCUUUGGGAAGAAAAUGUGCCUUUUGUCAAAGACAUGGUGCUAGUAUACCCUGCAAGAUGAGUUGCAGUAAAUAUUUUCACCUACCAUGUGUUCUUGCAUCCGGCGGUUUCAUGGAUUUUCAAACAAAGUCAUCAUUUUGUAAGGAUCAUUUACAUCAAGCACCAUUAAUAUGUACAGCGGAUAUAGACUGUCGGACGUGUCGCACCAUCGGCGACAUGGCGAAUCUGAUGACGUGCGUCACUUGCGGUGGACACUACCACGGAACAUGCGUCGGUCUCGCUCAACUUCCUGGCGUGCGCGCCGGUUGGUCGUGUAGAUCGUGCCGCGUGUGUCAGGUGUGUCGCGGCGAGGCGGGAGGCGGCGCAGGCGGCGAGGCGCGGGCCGUGGCCUGCGAACACUGCGACAAGUUAUACCACGCGGCGUGCUUACGACCCGUUAUGGCCACUGUACCCAAAUACGGUUGGAAGUGCAAGUGCUGCCGCGUGUGUUCGGACUGUGGUGCUCGCUCACCGGGCGCGGGACCAUCGUCGCGGUGGCACGCGCAUUACACAGUGUGUGACUCUUGUUACCAACAGCGCAAUAAGGGCUCGUGUUGUCCUCUAUGCCGCCGCGCCUACCGCGCUGCCGCUUAUAGAGACAUGAUACGCUGUUCCGCCUGCCGGAGAUACGUACACGGGAUGUGCGAUCCUGAAGCAGAGCCUCAGAACUACAAGCAAAAGAAAGGAGAGAAUUCAUCAUAUGAGUACACAUGCCCUAUAUGUAAAACUAAUCAGCAAAUGGCUGGUUCCAAAUCAGGCUCAUUUGAUGAAGACACAAUGGCUUCGACAUCACAGGAUUCAUCAUUUGGUGAUGAAAAUACACAAGAGCAGGAUCCUCUUGCUAUUGAGACUAAGCCUGACGUUGGACUCGGUAAAGGAAAACCAUAUACUGUAUCAUCGAAAGUAGCUAAGAAAAAAAUAGGUGGAUACAAGCUUAAGGGAGGUUUCCCUCCAGCAGGAAAAAUAGGUUUUCAAAAACGACAGAGAUCCGUUUUAGAUUUUGGAAGGAAGAGAGGGUCUAAACCAAAGAUGAGGGGUGUGUUCGGAGUCCCUGGCCUGGGCUUGCAGAGACCUCAGGCUCCUGACACCAAAACCUCCGAGGACGAUCCAGGAGUUGAAAAUAAACUAGUCUUAUGUUCGAGUAAAGACAAGUUUGUGUUGACUCAAGAUCUAUGUGUUAUGUGCGGUGCUGUGGGUACAGACUCCGAAGGGUGUCUCAUAGCUUGCUCCCAGUGCGGACAGACAUAUCAUCCUUAUUGCGUUAAUAUUAAGGUGUCUCAAGUGAUAGUGAGUCUCGGCUGGCGUUGUCUGGACUGUACGGUGUGCGAGGGCUGCGGCUCCCGCGGAGACGAGCCGCUUCUGGUGUUGUGUGACGACUGCGACACGGCAUGGCACACGUACUGCGCGCGCCCCGCCCUGGCCGAGGUGCCGCGCGGCGCCUGGCGCUGCGGCCGCUGCAGACGAUGUCUCGUGUGCGGCACGAGAGAUACCGCGCUGUGGUGCGACAACUACACCGAGUGCGCUCCGUGUGCGUCCCUAGUGAUGUGCUGCGUGUGUUCAGAGCCGUAUUCGGACGGGGAAUUAAUAAUCCAGUGCACCGCUUGUUCGCGCUGGCUGCACGCGGCUUGCGACUCCAUUCGGUCCGAGGCGGAUGCGGAGACGUGCUGCCGCGCGGGCUACAAGUGUACGUGGUGCCGCGGACGAGAGGUGCCCCCGCCGCACGCUCUGCCGGGCUCCCGCGCGCCCAGUCCUCGGCCGCGUCUCACACCGCACGCCCUCGGCCUCGCGGGCGAGUACUACGUGGAUGACGUCUGUCUUUCGCAGCGAGGAGCCCACCACAUGAAGCAACUGGAGGCUGAGCUCGGCAUCACACACACUAGACGCAAACGACGCUUUAAGAACGACAACACCGAGAAGGAUGCCGAAAUAAUGGCAUCUAUUGAAACAGUGGUUCAGAACGUAGAAGGGGAGAUGGGAGACGACACGAAGCCUGACAGCACCGCGGAAGUAAAAGAGGAACCUGGCUUGUCAUCGACCAACUUCAAGGAAGGCAUUCUAUGGAAUGUUGCAAAUGAUGGACCAGUUCCAGAAGGCUUCACUAUUUACACAACCGACCUCGGACUGACGGUUCUUCGGCGAAAACGACAAAGAAAUCUUAACAAGCUCGGCAUAGGGGGCUUUGUCGUUCGACAGAGACAAACUACAAAAGCUCAGGCUGAUGAGGAGAAGGAUGGAGACGGAACACAGGGCUCUGGAGAGUCACCCAGCAACAAGCGCAAGCCUCGUCGAAAGCCGCGGUCUAAGUUGAUGGAGCAAUUUCCGUCGUACAUGCAGGAAGCGUUUUUCGGGAAAGACUUGCUCGAGCCUGUGAAACCUGCAAUGGGUUCAACCGGUUCGGCGGAUGGAGAAGGUCUGUUAGGUGAUCGAGACAACUCCGACAGCGAGUCAGACGACGUAUUGUCAGCUCUACAUACGUUUAACGAACACGACACCACCGUUUUUAUAACCCUCAAUACAGAAGAGACGGAGCUCCUCCAGUCGCUUAAACCUAAGGACGAAAAGGACGAUCCGUCCACAUUGAACCUGGAGCACGUCAAGAUAAAGACUGAGUGUGAGGAAGGUCAACUGAAGCACACCGAGGACUCGACGGCCCUCAAGAAUGCGAUUCUCGGCCCGCAGCCCAGCCCCGACCACGCCGACCACGCGCCGCACCCGCCCGCCAACGAACAGAACACCGAGAGCGCUCCACAAUCUGCCGUAAUGUCCGCUAAAGAGGAGCUGUCCCUUCUGGGGGUGUCCCUGGACACGCUGCCUGACAUGGACAGCAACGACGUUGACGAGAUAUUCAAGGGAGUGCUCACAGAUGACUCGCAGGAAUCUCAAGAAUCAUCUGUUUCCUAUGUGAAUUCUAUGGCCGGCACCCCGUACUCUCAGCAGCGGCAGCAGUUACAGAGUCCGAUGGACUAUGCUUCACCUUACCAUACAGAAUUCGGUAGUAGCAGUUCUCUCAGUCCGCUGUACGAGUGCGGUUCAGGCGCCGGCUCGUGGCCCGACGCGCCCGCGCCACCGCCCUCUUAUAACCAACGCAGCGCCGAUAAAAUGCGUGCCGACGAAAGUUUAGGAUCAGCCGCGACCAUAUCAGCAGUGCUGUACGCGAACACCAAUCAUCCGGAAUGGAAGACCGAGUUCCCCAACUGGGUGGACCGCUGCAAGCAGAUACUGAAGAAAUGGCGGGCGCUCCCUUCCGAGCAGAAGGCGCCGUACUUGCAGAAGGCGAGGGACAACCGCAGCGCUAUCCGCAUGAAGAAGGCGCAGCAGAGCUCCGGCGGCGCUGACGACGGCGGCCGCUCUCCGGCAGGCCCGCCGCCCAGCGCCUCGCCCGCUCCGCCCCCGCCCCCGCCGCCGCAGCCCGCACCCCCGCAGUCCCCGGCCGUCCCCCCGCCGGGACCCGCCGGCGCCCCGGAGCAGGAAAGGGCUUGCGGCCAGCAGAGGAGCGCCCGCGAGGCGGAACAGGAGCGGCAAUGGAAACAGCUGCAGCAGAUGAGGCAGCAGCAGACACAGCAGCAGCAGCAGAUCAUACACGACCAGCGGAUACAAGCAGCGAUGCAGCGUCUCCGCACGGAGGGCAGCCCGCCGGGCGCGACCCCGCCCCCCACCCCGACAGCCCUGCCCGGCCCCGCCCCUCACCCCCCGGCACACCCUCCUCCCCACGCCGCUCCCCACCGUUUCCCUCUGUACUCCACCAACGAGGACAUCAACCGCCAGCUGCGGGACCUGCUGCAACGACAUCCCGAGAAGAUGUGGCCUGGACCUUCUGGCGAGGAGUCCCCAGCGGGGUGUGUGGAGGGCGGAGGCCCGUCGUUCCGACCGCCGCUGCCGGUGCCGCUCCGACCCCGCACACCCUUACAUCACGCGCAUAGACCAGAACAUAUGAUCAUUCAGCAUCGCCUGGUGUUUUCGGACGGCGGUCAGAUGCAGCAGAAUGUCCAGAACUCCUCGCUGCAACAGAUCAUGGAGCAGAAACAGGUCACCCAAGGAAACAUGAGCAGUAAUGACAAACAAGACAGCGGGCCAGAGCAGGGAACCGAUGAGAUGGACAUUGGGGACAUGGACAAGCUGGAACAAGACGCCGGGAACAUUGGAGAGGUUGAUAUCUUGACUGGUCUCGGAGCGGAGGACGACGAGGAACUGCUGGAGUCGCUGACGGCCGAGAUCGGGGAACAGUUCAACAUACUGGAGUACGCUGACCCCGAGCUGGCCGCGCUCAACGACGAGACGCUGCUGGACGGACUCGACCUGCCCGACGACGUGCAGCACCACAAGAGGGGGAACACUGAUGACGCUGAUCAAAAAGGAGACAACAAAAUGGACAGCGACUUGCAGACGGCAGUUAAGAAUGUAGAGCCGAAAACUGAGAUGAAAAGUGAACCGGAAGUGAAAACUGAAGUGCAAGACGUCAAGCCGGAGGUCCCGGUGUCAUCGAGCAUGGGACAAAUGUUCCCGGACGGCGUCCCAAGAGUGAUCACGCAGAAUCAACAGAUAGCUUUACACUCGGCCAUGCAAGCCAUGCAGGCCAUGCAGGCGGUGAAGGCAGAGGUGAAGGCGGAGGGGGACGACAAGCAGGACGGGGACUGGCCGCGCCCUGUGUUCUCACACAUGUACGGUCUGCAGCUACCCGCACAGACACAGGUCCCCAACGUGCGCGCCGGCCCGCCAGCGACCACGCCGCAGCGGCCGCAGGGACAGUUCGUUAAUCAACACGUGCAGUUCUCGCAGGGCGGUGUGAGUGCGAGCACUCAGAGUAUCGUGAACGCUAUGACCGCUCAAGUCCAAGCAGCGCUGGCCGCGGGUCGCGCCAUCGCCCCCGGGACAAGACUCUUGGGGGCCGACGGGGCCGUCGGGGUCGUCAGGCACGAUCGCUCUGUUGCGCUGGCUGUACUUCCGCAUUCAGCCGCUCGUGGUAUGGUGAACGCCGCUCGUCCCCACGCGCCGCCGCCGCUGCGUCAGGACACGCCGGUUGCCGGCGCCGCUCGCAGUGCUCCUCCGCCGCCAUACCCCGGACUGCGCGCUCCGCCGCCGCCACCGUACCCGCAGCUCCAGCAGGCGCCCUUUGAUGCGGACGCGUGGGGCGACUGGCUGCACCGCCGCCCGCUGCUGCUGCAGAACGUAAACCAGGAGCAACCGUUGCUUCUGGAGGAGCUGUUGGAGCAGGAGAAGCGCGAGCAGGAGCGGGAAGGGGGCGACUGGGGAGCGGCGGGGCCCGGGCCGGCGCCCCCAGCGCCACCCGCCGCCGCCGCUGCCCCCACAGUGCCACUUUUUGCUGGUUCUGCCCCACCCGCACCUCCUGCGCCUCCAGACCGUGCGCUCUCAGACGCCGAUCACCAUGCUCGCCUUGUCUACGAGCAGUGGCUCAAGCAGUACAACACCUUCGCGGCCGACCAGCUGCGCUACUAUGAGCAGGAAGUGCAGAAGUUGCGCAAGAUACGCAAGUCGCUGAAUAGUAAGCAACGUCAAUUGAGAAAAUCCGGAAAUGAGUUAAUGCCUAACGAUGCUGCUGAACUCCAGCGGGUAUCGACAGAGCAGCAGGCGCUUCAAAAACAUUUAGAAGCUGCUAGAAAACAAGCUAGACAGCAUAGUAUGCUUAUACAGGAGUACGAAACAAAACAGCGUCAAACAAAUCCACAGCUAGCCCAACAGACCAUUAUAAAUCAAUCACAAAUCGGCAGUCAAACAGUCUUUGCCCAAAAUCAAAACAUUACACAAAAUCAACAAAUGCAACAACAGACAAUCAAUCGGACUAUGCAAAUAGGCCUUCAAGGGUCGCAAAUACAACAGCAAACGUUAAUAAGAACACAGCAAACUGUUCUCGGCUCUGACGGACAACCGAUGUCGCAGCAAAGAAUCGGCCUCGUCACCUCACCAAUGAAUACACAAGGGAGGAUCCUACAAGGUGGGCGGACCCUUGUAAUCGAGCAGGCGGGGGCACCACAGCAGCAACUAGUCCGACAGCUGUCCGGUGUACAGGAUAGGCCGCAGUCGGUGGGAGGCAUCGUCCAAUUCAGCCAGCAGCAACUUGGUGGCGUGCGAGGCCCUAUGCCUGCUGGUGGGCCGGCUCCGAGAACACCAGCACGUCCAGCGAUGUCGCCACUUCAUGUGCAGUCACCUCACUCGCAGUCCCCUCAUCACUCGCUUGCGCCGCAGUCCCCUCUGCAUCCCAUGCAGUCACCGAUGCAGUCUCCACUGCACUCGCAACAGUCGCCGCUUCACCACACGUCACAGUCGCCCUUGCAUCCAUCGACGCAAUCGCCUCUCCACUCGCAACAGUCGCCGAUGCAUGUGCAACAGAAUUCUAAUAUGACACAGCAGAGUCCGAUGCAUCCACAACAGAGUCCGAUGCAUCCACAACAGAGUCCGAUGCUCCCACAGCAAAGCCCGAUGCAUCCUCAACAAAGUCCUAUGCAUCCCCAGCAAUCUCCUAUACACCAACAGUCACCCAUGCAUUCUCAGAAUCAAAUGACUACGCAAAAUUCUCCGAUGCAUCCUCAGCAAAGUCCUAUUCAUCCCCAACAAAGUCCUAUGCACCCGCAGCAGAGUCCCAUGCAUCCGCAGCAGAGUCCGAUGCACUCACAGCAGAGUCCAAUGCAUCCUCAACAAUCUUCGAUGCAUCCUCAGCAGAGUCCAAUGCAUUCCCAACAAUCACCGAUGCAUAUGCAACAGUCACCUAUGCACACACAACAGUCGCCGAUGCAAUCUUCGAUGUCUCCGCAGCAUUUCUUGCAGCAACUGCAAGCUCAAAGGACGAGUCCGCAAUUGCCAACUCCCAGUCGUAGUCCACAGAUUUAUCAACAAUCGCAAAUUCAAAGUCCAGUCGCUUCUCACUCUCCCCAAAUGCAAAACGCUGACUACACCUCGGGAAGAUUUCCCCGGCCAACAUCGGGUUGUUCUCCACUACCGACCCGUUUUGCAAGACCGCCUCAUCACCAGCAAGGUAUGAGAGUAGGAGUGCCUUUCGUUAAUCGUCAACAAACAUCACCACUAGGAAGUCCGCAACCUCUUCCAUCACCGGGAAAUAAUACCAAUGAAAUGACACGUCAACAACUGCUACAGCGUCAGCAGUACAGCCCUAUGGGAGGUGCGCCAUCAUCCCCAUCGUUAUCUCGUUCGCCGCACGUUGCACGGACGCCGACACCGUCUGCGUCACCCGCCGCCUCUCCUGCGCCGCAUCACGACCACGGUGGCGGACACCAUCACCACGUAGCUCCCAUUCCCCCUGGCUAUAGAUACUUUAAGCCCGGCCUGUACGGCGGAGCACCCGUCUGGCCUAACAAGGACGACGACAGGCGACGGGCAACUCACAUAAACAAAGUAUCCAUUCUGAAACGCCGAACCCCACCCAGACCUAGAUUCACGGGUAAGACGGCGCCUUGUACCGACCGCUCGGAGGACACUGGAGAUUCGACUGACACCAGGAAAUACGUUCUCUAUUCUUCCGAUAGCGUUGAAUAUUCUACUACUUCGGACGACUCAGCACGUAUGAGCUUUUCUAAAGACGAUGACGAUGACGAUAUUCAAGAAUUUGUCGAACACUUGGAUGAUGAUGACAUUGUUGUAGUUGAGCCUGGCGCUAUCUCUCCAGAGGAGCGAAUAGCCACAGAAGAAGAUUUCGAAGAACUUAUCGACAGUGGGAAACCAGAAGAUGAGGUGGAGGAAGAAGUUUCUCAAGAAAAGCCCAUUACGCGGACAGAAACAACGACUAAGACUGUCGCAGUAAUAAGUCUAGCACCAGCAAAGCAGCCGUCAUCUAAUAUGCAGCAAUAUAAAUUACUAAAUCCCUCUCAAAGCUCUGCGUUAACACGCCUACCGGUAUUAAGUGCUACAGUGAUUUCACCGCACUCUAACGCAAAAAUUUUAAACGAGGUCUCUCAAGCUACGGUUGCAUCCGUUUCUAUCGCUAAUCACACUAUAUCAGUUCCAGUAUUAAAAAGUCUUUCUGUCCCAAUCGCUAAUGUCACCGGUCAUGCUAGCGGUAUGGCAAAAUCACAAAUUAAAAAAGUUCCCUUGAAUAUAAGUAAUUCACCGAUGACAGUAAACAUGUCAUCCUCUCUAUCAAAGCCAAUAAGCUCGGUUAUAAGUGUAAUAUCAUCGAAUGUCAAAAAUGCUACGGUUAACCCGGUGAUAACGUUGGCUACAUCUAACACAGUUGCUGGUGCGACAAGAGUUCCAGUACCUUUACUGACGCAACAUCAAGUUAAACAGAAAAUAGUAAAAACUAUAGAAAAACCAAUGGCUUUAUCGUUGUCUAACACAAAAUUGUCAAGUCUUUCGGUAACGCAUGAUGCAACAUUACCAGCCAAAAUUUUCCAAGAUGAUGUCGCUUCACCUGAUAGUACUGUAGCAACGGAAAGUAAUUUAGAAAUGCAAAACCCUACUUCAUCACGACAUAUAAUGUCGAUCUCGCCACAAGAUCACUCACAGAAAGAGCAAAAAUCUAGCAUUUUAAAGGAGUCAACUAAAGAUAUCGAUAUAGAGUCUGAAAUAAGUCAACAAACUGAACUUCCUCACACAAUUUGUCUCUCGGACAGAACCCCCCUUUUACUUGGCAAAGCGGAUAUUAAAAGUCCCGACCCCAUACCCGAAAAAAUACCUGAUAAUAUCAUGGAAGGUGACGAUGAAGAUAAGCCUGAAGAUGACCUUCAGAGUCACCUCCUACUAUCAUAUAAUAAAACAAUACAAGAUCAAAGUAUUCUAAAUCCGCCUUCCACUGAUAAAAAGCCAGAAGAAAAUGUGGUAAAAACAAUAAAAGCCAUUGCUAAUCAAACCAAGGAAAUGGUCAUAGACUCUAAUAUGCAAAUUACCUCGGAUUUAACACAAGAUUCAGUGCAGAUUUCGAUACCAUCUCCUACUCCGUCGCAAGAACGAUAUUUGAACGACAUUACUAUGCGUGAACAUUCGGAAACGGUUGAAGGCAACCAAAAACACGUCGAAUCUUUUGAAGAAAUGCUCUGUUUGAUAGAAAAUAUAACAGAUGAAGCUAAAAAAUUCGCAAUGAAACAAUCUAACCCUAAAACCAGCUCGGCACCUACUCAGAGUAGUGUUUCGCAGGCUAAGAGUCGUAACCUUGCGCCAAAACAAGAAGUGAAGGAACAAGAACAAUCCGCUUUUCCUCCCAGAGAAGUUGAAAGGCUCAAUCUUCAGUCAGCUACGGUACCACAACUGUCUCCGUUAUCUCAACCAGCUGAAUUAACGUCUAACAUGGCAAAUGUAUCACAACAGCUGCGAACUAUAAUGUCUUCGCUCAAUACUAACACUUCCAAAGUUGAAACACAAACCGUUAUGAGGAAAUCUAGUGAACCUACUACUCCAACGCAAGUUAAUUUUGAGAAUUUGCUUCCAUCGUCUAAAGUUGAAGUAACAACUUCAAGACCGUCGCCGAUUCAAAGAAUGGAAAAACCUCAAACUUCCACUUCUUGUUCUGACCCAGUACCAAUGAGUGCUGCACAAGUAAUAGGAUCAAGGGUCAAUGCGUUGUCUUCUGUGGGACAAGUUCGAAAAUCACCAACAGUUUCGCCUAUUAGUUCACCAGUUGGGAUAGGGAAUCAAAACCUUAUGAAAUCUCCAGCACAAUCUCCGUUAAUAAAUAAUCAAUCGUAUAAUGUAAAUGAUGAACCCCAGACAACGUCUAUGUCUACGCAAAUAUUACAAAUGCCAGCCCUAUCUAAAAUACAUAGUAGUUCAUCAGUACCUACGUCACUUAUGCACGGAAACAAUAUUAUAACAACUAGUGUAAGCAAUUUUCAAAAGUCACAAACUUUACCUUCGAGUAUUUUAGGCCAUACGUUAUUACAACCGACGAGGCAAAUAAAUACAAGUAAUUUACAGUUCAAUCCACAAAGUAUAAGUUCUAGUCAACCGCCUGCCUUAGUCAUGACUUCGAGGACAAUAAUUGGUAACAAAGAACCAGCGCCCAAUGUUACCGUUCGUACUCACAGCAUUGUCAGUCCUGGAAUGAAUCAAAUGCAAAAUAAAGUGUCACAGGGCUCAAUUAACUUUAUAACAUCUUCGAAACUUUUACACACACAACUGACAUCACCAUUAAAGCGAUCAAAAUCGACAGAUGAACCAAAGAGUGAAGUGAUCGUAGGUCACAUUCAACCUACAAAACGACACAGUGUUGAAUCAGUGACGGUUAAAUCUGAACCAAUGGAAACUGAAGAAUCUAAUAAUGUGCCAACAUCAACGCCUGAAAGUUCUGUAAAUAAAAUAAUACAGCAAAACGUAGUGAAUCAGAGAAACGAUGAAUCCCAGAAUGUGUUACUGAAACAAUUACUCCAAACUACUACAACUUCAUCAAGUGUAGUUCCUCAAAGAACUAUGACAAUCCAAAGAACGGCGCCUGCGCUAGGCACUAUUCCUUCGUUAGAAGCACAACUGGCUAGACCAUCGAUACCACCCCCCACGCUGUCUCUAUCACAAGAGGUCGAUAUACCUAAAAAUUCACCUCGACACAUAACAUCUGUGAGUUCCCAUUUCGCAACUCGUUCAAUGCAGUCAACUAUGUCUACAUCUACUCUAUCUCCUCUCAUACAUACUACAACGCAAUCGUUAAUGGACGUAAGAAAGCAACCGAUGAAAAUAAUGAAUAAGGAGGAAACCACACCGCUGCCAGAGUGCUCUCCAACAAUGAAAACUUUGCCAAUGUAUCCGAUGAGUAUAGAUAACCAACAUCAACCUAUAAAGAAGGAAGUCGCCCCACCACAACAAAGUCCCGUACAUCGUCCAUUUACUCCCUUAGACGUAAAGAAAGAAUUGCUAGAUGAAAGCUCUCAGCAAUCAGCGACUUCUGGUGUAUCAACAGCUUCAGAUCAAGGAAAACUAGAACAACCGAUGAAAGAAGAAUAUCCUGAAAGCAUUAGUAUGGAGCACUCAUCAGACAUAAACCCGUCGGAAACGCCUUCUGAGGCUAAGAAACGUAAGCGUCGAGAAUACCAACAAAAGAAACGUAAACAAAUGCAAUUGAACAUGAAAGCUGCUGCCGAAAACAACAUGAGCUCUAUCAAUGCUAAAAAGAGACCACGUAAGGGCUCAAGGUAUGAAGAGGACUAUGAUACGUUUAUAGAUAAUUUGAUGGCGCAAUUGAGACUACUACCGCCUAUGCAAAUUCAAGAACCCUCACUAACCACUAAUUUUGCUGUUUGUCCUUUAUUUGGUUCCGGUGAUUUAACUAAGCUCAAAAAUCAGGACUAUGAUAUUCUUAAGGGUGACUUAUUAGGGGAGUUCGGUAAUGCUAAAAUUCCUAACGUAGCGGAUUAUUACAAUACUAAACCAUUUGGCGAUGAAGAACCCUUACCAGAGAAAUCUACGGCUUCUACUCAAAGAGGAUUUUACGAUCAAGAAUUUCAACCCAUUAUAUUUGAUGAAGAUCCGGAGGAUAAAAAACUUGACUUUAUUUGCAAAGAAAGAGAUACGGAAACACCUGAUACUAUUGUUAGUUGUUCAAGUCCUGAAGGUUAUGAAAUUGAGCUUGACGAUAGUUUUCCUUUUCUUAAACCUAUCGAUGAUGAUGAUGAAGAUGAAGACGAAGAAGCAUCGCCAUCCGGAAAAGUUUCCCCCAUCAUACCACUAAUAGCUCCUAUUCCUAUUAGAGUUAAACCUUGUUCACUGUAUCAGUUAAAAGACGAAGAAGAUAAUCAAAAAUCACUUAAGGGCUUGGAUUCAGAUGCUCCUCUCAAGACGAAAGGGGACGACUCUCCUAGUAGUACGGAGAGUAAUGAAAACGUUACAGUAACUCUUACUCUUACAUCUGGUGCUGCGGAAGAUAUAUUAGGUGUAUUGAAAGAACUGGCCGGAAUAUUGCAUAUCCCUCCGCCGACAUCGUAUCAAAUCAUCGAACGCACGGCUACCCCACCAUCACACAAGUUGGGUCUAUAUAGAUCUAAAGGCAAGGAUGGCAAAGAAGGAACGCCUAUUGACAUACAAAGUAUAUUAAACGGAGCUGCCAAAUUCUGUCGUCAUUGUGACGUUGUUAUUCUAGAUUCAGUGGUGAGAGCGAAGGCAUCAGAGUUUCCUCUACUAGCAGCAAACAAAGGAAAUGCUGAAGAAAUUCUUUGUGAUAGUGAUUCGGAGCUAUAUUUCUGUAGUACGCAGUGUUAUGAACGAUUCGCCUGGCGACCAACUAAUAUUAUAUUGGACGGCAAAACUAAAAUAGCUAAUGUUAAAGAAGAUAAUAAAUCGGAUGUCGAUACUAAUCUUUCCAAAGACAGAGACGAUUUCGACACAGCAUCCACUGAAAGCAUGGAAACUGACGAUUUGGAUAUAAAACCAGACAUCAAAGACGAAAAGAUGGAUUUGUCUUUCAUAGACUCCUUAGAUAACGACGAAUUGAUGAAAGAGGUCGGUGAUGACGUCAGCGCUUUGAACGAAGACUUGAAGAGUAUGGAACAGGACGAAAAGAGUAAUCAAAGCGUCGAGACGGAGAAGUUCAAGGGAAUUCGGUACAAAACCUGGUCACCCGGCUGCAUCGGACCACCCAUAAAAUAUAAACGACCUACGGAUCGAGAGCUCACCGAACUUGUGUUCAGGACGGGAGUGGCCAUCAUGCCGGUCACCAAUGAAGACACCCGGAAAUGUGAACUAUGCGGUAUACAAGGAGACGGUGUGGCGGACGGUGUGUCGAGGCUGCUCAACUGUGACGUCGACAGAUGGGUUCACUUGAAUUGCGCCCUGUGGUCGGAGGGCGUUUAUGAGACAGUCAGUGGAGCCUUAAUGAACGUGGACACGGCAUUGGUAGCUGGCUCUAAUGCGACGUGUGCGGUGUGUCGCCGUCUAGGAGCUACCGUGCGCUGCUUUAAAGUCCGCUGCGGCAGUGUCUACCACCUGGGGUGUGCUGUCAAAGACAAUUGCGUUUUCUACAAGAAUAAAACCGCUUUUUGCGCAUCUCACGCCCCUAAGAACGAAAAAGACAACGAGCUUACGACUCUCAGUGUCGGUCGUCGGGUGUACGUGUGUCGCGACGAGCAACGCCAGGUGGCGUCUGUGAUGCUGCACUCCGACACCAACCACCUCAUCCGCGUGGGAGGACUCAUCUUCCUCAGUCCUGGACAUCUUCUCUCCCAUCAACUCGCAGCUUUCCAUACGCCAAAUUACAUCUACCCCAUCGGCUACAAAAUCGUUCGUUUCUACUGGUCGAUGCGUCGCGCGAACAGUCGCUGUCGCUACGUGUGCUGGAUCUCAGAGGACGACGGCCGACCGAGGUUCCACGUGCGAGUACAAGACGAGUCCAGACACGAGAUGAGUGCGCCCACACCGCGCGCCGCUUGGGCUGCCGUUUUGGAUGCCGUCGCCGCUCUAAGAGAUGGACGGAAGGAAGCGGGCGAGGAGGGCGUCUUGAAACUGUGGCCCAACUACGUGACCGGGGAAGAUCUAUUCGGACUCACCGAACCCGCGGUCGUGAGGGUUCUAGAAAGUUUGCCAGGUAUCGAAACGUUGACGGACUACCGGUUCAAGUUCGGUCGCUCAGCGUUGCUGGAGGGCGGGCUGGCCGUCAACCCGUCGGGGUGCGCCCGCGGAGAGCCGCGGUGUGCUCGCUCGUGGCGGAGGGCGACUCGCUCACUCCUGCCAGCGCCGCCCGUGCCCACGCCGCAACCCACCGCGCUAACCCCGCACGACCCCACGCACCAGACGCACCCCGCCUGCCCCUACUCUAAACAGUUCGUGCACACCAAGAGCAGCCAAUACAAGAAGAUGAAGCUUGAGUGGAGGAACAACGUCUACCUGGCCAGAUCGAAGAUACAAGGGUUGGGGCUCUACGCAGCCAGAGAUCUCGAGAAACACACGAUGGUGAUAGAGUACAUAGGAGAGAUCAUACGUUCAGAACUCUCCGAGAUCCGGGAGAAGAAGUACGAGGCUAAGAACCGCGGUAUUUACAUGUUCCGCCUGGACGAGCGGCGCGUGGUGGACGCGACCCUGUGCGGCGGCCUGGCGCGGUACAUCAACCACUCGUGCCAACCCAACUGUGUGGCGGAGACGGUGGAGGUGGACCGACAUCUCCGGAUCAUCAUCUUCGCUAAGCGACGCAUCGCGCGAGGGGAGGAGCUGGCGUAUGACUACAAGUUCGAUAUCGAGGACGACGCUCACAAGAUCAUGUGCAUGUGCGGGGCGCCCAACUGUCGCAAGUGGAUGAACUGAGCGAGCUGCGCUCCAGGACGAUCAGGCUAUGAAUUAGUUGUACAUACCAAAGUGAUCUUACAACCUUAAACUUAACUAGAUGGAUGUUUUCCAUAGCUAAUGAACUUAACAUAGAGCUGAAGUGUGAUUGAAACUUCUUAUACGACAAUAUCGACAGAAUUUUACAAUCGACAUUCGUUUUACAGUAAUUUUGUAUUAGCGCUGUAGAACGCUAGGUGGUAUAGGAGAGUUUUUGUACAUAGUCGAUACAGAUCAUUGUUAUAAAUUUUUAAUGUUUACAUACUAUUAAUGUUUUGGAAGUAUACGUAGGCUUAGAUGUAAUUUCGUUUCUAUUGUAUUGUAUAAAUGUCUCGUCACCGCUUUAUGUUCUGAUAUAUAAUAUACUUCCUCACUCUGUUGUAACACCAAAGCAUAUUCCCUGUCGGCGUCGGUUCACCUUAUGUUAUUACAAUUGUUUGCUUCAAACUGUUUCCAUGGACACGUUAUUAUAAUAAUUAUUUACCAUUUCCAUUUCUCGGUCGCCUCUACAUAGAGUAUAUAUGUACAAUAAGUCUAUAAUAAGCUGAAUGGAAACGUUAGGUUAAGCGAGUGAUAGAACAGUCUGCAUUUAGUAAGCACGUGUUACUAGCUCUUUAGUGUAACGUAUGCCGCAUCGUGCCUCCGGUUUUAUAUGACAGCCCGCAACUAGUUCGUAGAGUGUAUGAUUUCGCGCUCAAACAAAUAAUUUAUUUUUAACAUCGAUACAUAAGUGAGGUGUUUUUUAAAGUGAAUCUCGAUAGUAAUCCUAACACCGAUUUCAAAAAAAAUAUAAUAUUUUAUAGUGAUUUUUCAAAGCCAGCGAGAAUCGAUUGUUACUAAUGGACGCGAUUUAUAUUUAGAUAGUUUUAAUAAAAGAUUUUAUUUCACAAGUAAAUGUAUAAAAGCGACCACUGCUAUAGUUUAGUUUUAUAGUGAAAGUGUUAAGUGUGGCCACCUCGGUUAGAUCGGAAUUAAGAGUUAGUGAAAAAGGAUCAACUAUGUCUAGAGGCAGAGGAUUCACAAAUGAAAUAUAGCGUGUAUUAUAUAGAGGAAUAGACAAAGAGAAACUCGAAUAGUUUUGAGUGAUAUACAUUGAUUAGAACAUUUUUUACAUUUUUGUUACUGGAAUAUAUUGGAAAAUUUUAUGGCAUCGAUGAGAAAUAUAAAAUGCAUAGUUCUUUAAGUUACUUCACUCCGGGUUGCCAUCAGCCAACUCUGACGAGGUGUAAUUAAUUAUAAGUUUAAAUGUGCAAUAUAAAGUCAGUACUGAUUGUAAAUAAUAUACACUUUUUGCAAUUCUGUGAAUAAUUUAUAAAUCAUGUAUUUAUGUUGAAUGCAUUAUACGCAGUUAAAUUAGGACAUGAAACUGCUUUUCCAUCAAUUUAUUUAUUAAAAGCAUUCCCUAUUAUUUAUCCUAUAUGAGAACUGACUGUUGUUUCACUGGACAGUUUUUCGAGAGCUAGUGAAAAUAUAUCUUUUAGAAUAUUCUAUGAUUAUUUUUAUCACAUUAUUUUCCUUUCAUUAAAAAUUUUAAGUAUAA